AUGUCACUCAAAUAUCUUAUCACAGGCGCCACAGGAGGUCUUGGUUCACAGGUGCUUUCCUACCUCGUUGAUAAUGUCCCCGCAUCUGAAUACGCUGCCGCAUCUUCAAACGAGUCCAAUCGCAAGCGGUUCGAAGAUCGAGGUAUUGCCUUCCGUGUGGUCAAUUAUGAUGAUCCUGAAUCCAUGGAAAUUGCGUUCAAAGAUGUAGAGAAUCUUUUGUUUGUUAGCACCAACACAUUCGAUGUUGCGAAGCGAGAGAAGCAACAUCAAAACUUCAUCAAUGCUGCAAAGAAGAUGAGUGUCAAACAUGUAUGGUACACGUCUCUGGCCUUUGGUGGGUUCAAGGACUCCAGAGCCGAUGUCCAACAGGCUCAUUUGAUCACCGAGGAGAUGAUGCGCAAAGCCGACAUCAAUUUCACAUCGAUCCGCGAAGGACUGUACACCGAUGCCUUCCCAGUCUUCAUGGGUUGGUAUCCCAGUACCUCCAAGAUAUAUUUGUCCGGCGACGGUCCAAUUGCCUUCACGUUACGAGCAGAGCUAGGCGAAGCCACUGCGCGGUUGAUGGUCCAAGGUGGACAUGACAGGGAAAUCGUUCUUCUCACCGCACAGGAGACGGUUUCCUUUACCGACAUCGUCGAUGUGAUCAAUGAGACCACCGAUCGGCAGGUUGAAACAGAGAUCGUCUCUCCAGAGGAAUUUGUGAAAAUAAAGACAGCCACUGACGAGGGAGGAAAGCCAAAAGGCUUCUUUCGCGCUUUGGAGACAUGGCAUGCCGCGAUAGCAGAAGGUGAUGCUGGGUUCACUGAUCCGCUCAUGGCAACCCUGUUAGGAAGGAAACCGACGCCGGCCCGAGAGGCUGUUCGGGCAUUAUUGAAGGAGAAUCGGGACUAUGAGUGGCACCAGAACUAUGCGAAACGCGGUUAA
Penicillium angulare is the source of this 924-nucleotide messenger RNA. Its product is annotated as SDR family oxidoreductase. The coding region runs from base 1 to 924 and encodes 307 amino acids. The transcript is spliced from 3 exons. NCBI's taxonomy places the organism in Eukaryota, Fungi, Ascomycota, Eurotiomycetes, Eurotiales, Aspergillaceae. The record is from RefSeq and is a predicted model, not a curated record.